AUGCAAGGCUUCAUCACCGCCAUCAACAAACGCGACUUCGAUGUCAAUAGCGCGGCGUGGUCGCAUGCUUCUCCUGAGUUCACCGGUGAAGUCGAGCGGCCACCUGGAGACUCGGACUUGACCCCACCUGGGAUGAUGCCGCUACAAGAUCAUCUUGCCAUGUUCCUGUUCAUGGCGCAAAUGUACCCGGACUACUUCAUCAAGAUCUUCGACCUCACUACCGAGGUUGAUGAGAAGGCUGGCACGGCCACCAUGUUCUGGAACGGCGAAACGCACGGGGUGCCUACGGGUGUGGUCAUGCCCAGCGUCGGCAUCUGCGACUUCAAACGUUAUGGCCAGAAGUGGAUGUGUAUCAGUUUCAAGGGUGCUCGCGGCAUGGGUGACGGCAUACCAGAGGAGCCAAUGAUGUGA
Molecule: messenger RNA, 411 nt
Organism: Fulvia fulva
Lineage: Eukaryota; Fungi; Ascomycota; Dothideomycetes; Mycosphaerellales; Mycosphaerellaceae
Exons: 1
Coding region: 1-411 (136 amino acids)
Source: RefSeq, a predicted model, not a curated record